AUGUCCUUGCUCAUGAUGGGGGCUAUCACCAACUUGUUAGUCAUUGGUAUAUUAGACAACGCCCUACUUAGGCCUGGGCGUUUUGACCGCCAGAUAACAAUUGAUGUACCCAACAUUAAAGGCCGUGACAAGAUUUUUCAGAUUUACUUGAAAACAAUCAAACUUGACCAUGAGCCCUCAUAUUAUUCUCAAAGGCUUGCAGCCCUUACUCCAGGUUUUGCUGGAGCAGAUAUUGCUAAUGUUUGCAAUGAAGCUGCCCUGAUUGCUGCAAGAACCGAUGAAGCACAAGUCACAAUGGAUCAUUUCGAGGCAGCUAUUGAUAGGGUCAUUGGUGGUUUGGAGAAGAAGAACAAGCUCUUAGGAGAAGGUUGCUGGAUUGAAGCUAGUGAGAAUAAUAUGAUAGCUAUGCAGCAAACUGCGUCGACGCAGCAACAACACUACAUGGCCAAUAAUAUUCCCAUUGGAAUGGGAGAAGGUGACCAUGUUAAUCAUCAUCAAGUUGAUCAGGAAAGUGGUUUUGUUGUUGGGAAGAGAUGGUGGAUCGGGCCGAGGGCGAGUCAAGGUCCAUCGACUUUGGUGAAAGAGAGAUUAGUAGUUGCUGUUGGUUACUUAAAAGAGUACACAAAGAACUCUUUCAACAACGUACUUAUUCACAUAUGGGUGCCUGUUCUAAGGAGGAGAUCAGCAAUUCAAUAUCUGCAGCAGGAUUCCAGUUCAUCUGUUCCGAUUUCUGUGAAUCCAAACAUGAAUGUUCAUGUUCGAUUCUUUAGAAGCCACGAGUAUCCGCGACAUCAGCAACAGAAGCAACAAUAUGGUUCUCUUUUAGCAUUUCCUGUGUUCGAAAGAGGAAGUGGAACAUGUCUAGGUGUCAUUGAGUUUGUUAUCGCCAAUCAAAACCUCAUCAAUUAUCGUCCACAACUCGAUCAUCUCUCCAAUGCUCCCGAGGCUGUUGAUUUUAGAAGUAGCCACAACAUGAAUAUUCCACCAGCAGUAAAGGUUUUUGAGGAGUUGUACGAAGCGGCGGUGAAUGAGAUCGUAGAGGUGUUGGCGUCUGUAUGCAAGACUCACAAUUUGCCACUAGCGCUAACAUGGGCUCCUUGCAUACAACAAGGAGGAGGAAAAGGUACUACCAGUGGUGGUGGAUGCAGUGUUUCGAUUACAUUUCCAACGGAUCAGAUGAACAAUAAUAAUCAUAUGAUGAUGAGUUGCAUAUCGACUGUUGAUUCAGCUUGUUAUGUUGGUGACAUGGAGAUGUUAAGAUUUCAAGAUCAAAUGCAAAUGGUUGAAGAGGAUAAAGACAUAGAAAUGUUGCCAAAACAAAAAUAAAAGAAGAAGAAAACUUAUAUAUAUGAAGAAAGUGUUAUGACUUAGUUAAAAUAUGAUUUUUAUGUGUGUAUGAUUUUAUAGUACUUGAAAUAUUAUGACUACACAUGAUUUUG
Vicia villosa (hairy vetch) is the source of this 1439-nucleotide messenger RNA. RefSeq names its product protein NLP1-like. The coding region runs from base 1 to 1326 and encodes 441 amino acids. Lineage: Eukaryota; Viridiplantae; Streptophyta; Magnoliopsida; Fabales; Fabaceae. Gene Ontology annotation, biological process: mitochondrial protein processing; protein-containing complex assembly. The record is from RefSeq and is a predicted model, not a curated record. The transcript has 4 exons. Gene Ontology annotation, cellular component: chloroplast thylakoid membrane; m-AAA complex.